AUGCCCUGGCACAUCGCCUGCGGGUUUGGGGAGCAGCAGCGCAGGGUGAGCGGGCAGGGGACGGUGCUGGCAGCCCCCCGGCAGACCCCUAAGGCUGGGGGCGGCGGUGGCAUCCCUGCAAUGCGCUUGGCAUCGCCUCCCCCGGGCUGGCGCUUGCUGUCGUCCAUGAAGGAGCCCCCCAGCAAGGGCAGGGCCAUCGGAGAGGACUUCAGGCUCAACUACAAGCAGUUCAUGAAGACGGCCUCCCUGGACACCGAUGCCGGCAAGACCAGGGCGGCCUCUUGCCUGGUGAAAAACGUCCUUGCCAAGAAAAUGCAGUAUGAGCAGAGGAUCAAGAUGGAGCAGAAGGGUCUGCGGGGCAGCUCAACCUCCUCUGGGCCAUCUUCUGCUGGCACUGACCUGCUGGGGGAUGGCCUGGAGGGCAAGUCCAGCUCACUGUCCCGCUCAGACUGCAGCUUCUCAGCCGAGGACCUGAGGGCUGGUGGGAUGCCAGUGGCCACAGUGGCCAUGGGGGAUGCCACCAGCACGCGUCCUGCCAAGGGAGUGGUGCUGAGCGAGGCGACGAGGGAGAGCGUCUGCAAGCUGAAGACAACCUUCAACGAACUCAAUGAGAGGAUGAAGUACCAGGAGGUGCUGGAGGGCCACCGGCUGCCCAGUGCCACUGAGGAACCAACAUCAGAGAGGAUCCGCUACCGGCGAGCACGCGCCUUAUUCGAAGCCCACCCUGAGGUGGGGAAGACGCUGGAUGUUGCCCCCAGAUUUGAGAGAGCGCCAAAGCCAUGGCCCAGCUUGAAGCAGCGAGCCAUCUGCCCCGGCCACCCCCAAACUCAGCCCUUUGAGGCUGACAGCCUGGCGCUCCCCACACCGCCACCCCGACGCCUCUUCACCUCCCGGGCACAGGAGGAGGGCCCGGCUGCUGCAGAGCACCCAGUGCCGCUGCCCCCAGCCCAGCCCCAGCCUCGCCUCGAGGACGUCCCCCAUUUCCUAAGGAGGACUGACGGUGCCACACCGGGCAGUAAGAGCACGCCGAGCCCCACCAAGCCCUUUGCCCCACACCCGACCGCACACCGGAGGAUGCUCGUCGAUCCCGACAGUGGGAAAUGCUACUACAUGGAGCCGCCACGGCAGCCCCAGCUGAAAACACUCUACGACCCCGAGACGGGGCAGUACCUGGAGGUGCUCGUCCCACCGGUGGCAUCACAUGCCAGGCUCUACCAGGCUCCUUUCAACCCCCUGGUCAUGCCCCCAGGGAUUGAGGAGCAGCUGCGCAGGGCAGAGGGGAAGGUGGGCAGGAAGGCGCUGAGCGAGUCCGACUACAUGGAGGUGCUGGAGAGGAGCUGCUCACAGGGCUGGGAGAGCCGCCUGGCCUUCCUCGUCCCCGCCAAGUCCAUCCUGGCCCUGGAGAAGUGGCGAUGCCCACCUGAAGAGCAGAUCUACGGCAACUGGUCGCUGCCGCUCAACACCUCCCACGUCUGGCAGCCCCGCAUGCGAGAGAUCCAGGGGGCCAUCGUGGUGUCCAGCCUGGUGGAGGUGGUUAUCGGGCUGCUGGGGCUCCCCGGGGCGCUGCUCAGCUACAUCGGGCCGCUGACCGUCACCCCCACCGUCUCCCUCAUCGGGCUCUCCGUCUUCCAGGCGGCCGGCGAGCGGGCCGGCUCCCACUGGGGCAUCGCCGCGCUGACCAUCUUCCUGAUCGUCCUGUUUGCCCAGUACCUGCGGCACAUCACCAUUUGCCUACCCGGGCACCGGCGGGGCCGCGGCUUCGUCCUGCUCCACAUCCAGAUCUUCAAGAUGUUCCCGAUCAUCAUGGCCAUCAUGGUGGUGUGGCUGCUCUGCUACGUGCUGACGUGCACCGGCGUCUUCCCCAGCCAGCCCGAGGCGUACGGCUACAAGGCCAGGACGGACACCCGGGGAGAGAUCCUGUCCGUGGCACCCUGGUUUCGGGUCCCCUACCCCUGCCAGUGGGGUCUGCCCACGGUGACCUCGGCGGCUGUGCUGGGCAUGUUCAGCGCCACGCUGGCGGGCAUCAUCGAGUCCAUCGGGGACUACUACUCCUGUGCCCGGCUGGCGGGAGGCCACGGCUCCUCCUCCUCCAGCCCCAACAUUGGCGUCCUGGGCAUCACGAAGGUGGGGAGCAGGAGGGUGAUACAGUAUGGGGCCAGCAUCAUGCUCGUGUUGGGGACCAUUGGCAAGUUCACGGCGCUCUUCGCCUCCCUGCCUGACCCCAUCCUCGGUGGGAUGUUCUGCACCUUAUUCGGCAUGAUCACGGCCGUUGGCCUCUCCAACCUGCAGUUCGUCGACAUGAACUCCUCCCGCAACCUCUUCGUGCUGGGCUUCGCCAUGUUUUUUGGGCUGACGCUGCCAAACUACCUGGAUUCCCAUCCCAAGGCCAUUAACACAGGUGUCCCCGAGCUGGACCAGAUCCUGACGGUGCUACUAACGACAGAGAUGUUCGUCGGGGGGACCAUCGCCUUCGUCCUGGACAACACCAUCCCGGGUAAUUAA
Charadrius vociferus (killdeer) is the source of this 2502-nucleotide messenger RNA. RefSeq lists its product as uncharacterized. Gene Ontology annotation, molecular function: transmembrane transporter activity. Gene Ontology annotation, biological process: transmembrane transport. The transcript has 14 exons. Bases 1 to 2502 code for a protein of 833 amino acids. Gene Ontology annotation, cellular component: membrane. Lineage: Eukaryota; Metazoa; Chordata; Aves; Charadriiformes; Charadriidae. The record is from RefSeq and is a predicted model, not a curated record.